Messenger RNA from Coregonus sp. 'balchen', 5068 nucleotides. The record is from the annotation of a GenBank genome assembly. NCBI's taxonomy places the organism in Eukaryota, Metazoa, Chordata, Actinopteri, Salmoniformes, Salmonidae.
CUUUGCGAAGGACACCGCUUUUACAGAGUUUAGUCAUAAACCUAUCUUGGUAGUUGUAGUUCCCAUAGUCAGACUGUUUCCUUGUAGCCUUCUUGAGGUGGAUUCUGCUCAGCAGAGGGAAGUAGAUAUGAAAAUAGGGGCCAGGUAACUCUCUGUUUGUCUAAAUAUGCGUUCUACUUUGAUAAUCGUGUUACUAUACUACAUAAUAAUGUAUUUCAAGCCCUCCAGUGUGUCAAUUUUGUCUAUGCUAUUUAUUGUAAUGCAAAUGACAACACAGUUUGUCGUUUUACUGUAGACCAGUGGUCAGUUUUAUGGCACAAAAUUACCGAACAUGAUUACAUGACGUUGGAUGUUCUAUUAUUGGUUUCGCUUUGCGCAAAUAGGCACGCGGGUCUUUGAAAAACAAUUGGCAACAUCUGAACGCAAUUACGAUUGCGAAAGGCUAGGCCUACACCUCUGCUUACAGGCAUGCUUACACCUUGAUGUUGUAGCCAGGAAUAUCUCUGGCUUGUCCAGAAAUAUGAAAUUGCUGCAAUCUUACGAAACGUGGUCGCAACGAAAUUACAUGAUUUCACAGACAAUUGCACUGAGGGAGAGGGCGACGUUGUUUGUUGACAUCCGGUAGGGCUACUUAAAACCUCUUAAGGAUCGGACCCUUUUUUUCAAUUUUCGCCUAAAAUGACAUACCCAAAUCUAACUGACUGUAGCUCAGGACCUGAAGCAAGGAUAUGCAUAGUCUUGAUACCAUUUGAAAGGGAACACUUUGAAGUUUGUGGAAAUGUGAAAUUAAUGUUUUUAUCAUCUUUGAAAUGUAAGAGAGAGGCCACAAUAUAAUAUUGCAGUUUAGAUUUUGGCCACUAGAUGGCGACAGUGUGUGCAAAGUUUUAGAUUGAUCCAGUGAAGUGUUGCAAUACUGGACUAUUUUCUAUCAAGUCUGCCCAAAUGUGCCAAUUGAUACAUUUUUAUUUAUUUUUAUUUAACUAGGCAAGUCAGUUAAGAACAAAUUCUUAUUUACAAUGAUGGCCUACACCGGCCAAACCCAGACGACGCUGGGCCAAUUGUGCGCCGCCCUAUGGGACUCCCAAUCACGGCCGGUUGUGAUACAGCCUGGAAUCGAACCAGGGGUCUGUAGUGACGCCUCAAGCACUGAGAUGCAGUGCCUUAGACCGCUGCGCCACUCAGGAGCCCAUUUUGAAGGACAUAACUAUAGAGAACAUACAAAAAUGGUAUGGUAAUACAAAAUGUAAGUUUACACACUCCCAUGUCAUACAUGAUGAAUCAUUAGCUUAUACACUGACUUUCACAUAUCUAGAUGGUCGGGCGGGGUGGGUGUGGAGCCAGAGACAGCAGGGGUUCAAACUGUAGAACCCAGUUCCUACAUCUGAAUAUAAAAAUGGAUUUUAUCAAACAAAACUAUGCUACAUUUUAUCUCUGGGACCCUUAGGAUGAAUGACAAAUCAGAGCAAGAUUACUGAAUGUAAGUACGUUAUUUACCUUCAGAGGUGAAUGUAUCAAACCAGUUGCCGUGAUACGUUUUUUGUUGUUGUGCACUCUCCUCAAAACAAUAGCAUGGUAUUGUUUCACUGUAAUAGCUACUGUAAAUUGGACAGUGCAGUUAGAUUAACAAGAGUUUAAGCUUUCUGUCCAUAUGAGACAUGUCUAUGUCCUGGAAAGUUUGCUGUUACUUACAACAGUCAUGCUAAUCACAUUAGUGCACGUUAGCUCAACCGUCCCGUAUACGGGACACCGAUCCCGUAGAGGUUAAGCUGCGUUUACACAGGCAGCCCAAUUAUGAUAUUUUUGACCAAUCACAUCAGAUAUUUUUUAGAGCUGAUUUAAUUGGUCAUAACACCAAUUAGUGCGAAAAAUAUCAGAAUUGGGCUGCCUGCGUAAACGCAACCAUUGUAACAACGCCUGUGGUCUUACUGGCGGGAAACUAGGGCUACCUGUGCAAAAUAGCCAAUCCUGGCCAGUACUUGUACACUGGUGGGUGUGGGUUUAUUGCUUGUGGGGGAUAAGAUAAUUUACGUAGCCAUAAUUAAUUAUAUCUUAACGCUGUAACAGGCUAUCUUGUUAUGAGUGGCAGAUUGCAUGUCCCCAGAUAAAUGUGCCUUCUAACAUUUGUAAUUUGAAUAUAGGUAUUUCUGCUUCUCAAAACACAGUCCAUGUGUUAUCAAUAUAGUGAAACGCUCAUUCAUAAUUAGCCUACACUUAAUACAAUUGUAUCAAGUCAGUUUCUCCAGAUUGAGAUUAUGUUAGCGAUCCUUGGUAUAUGAGCCACAUUACUAUUCCGACCAAGUGGGUGAACCCUAUUGGCACGAUGCGCAGGGUGUUUGCGUUUCACGCCAGCGACCCGGGUUCGCUUCCCUGCCCCGCCGUUUGCUACACUGGUGUCAGAAGUGGCGGCUGUGAGGCCAUCGGCACUCACGGCCCAGAUGUGUGAGGGGGAUGAGUUGUCGAAGCACGGGGACGUGCCUUCCUGUUCUGAGGGUGCAACGUAGUGAUCCUCACCAUAUGAGCCAGCGACCUGGGUUCGCUUUCCUGCCCCACCGUUCACUACAUUAUUAAAUGUUUUGCAUUGAAAUAAUACACUCUCUUUGGUCUCUACCCACAGGAUUGUGUGAAUUUCUGGAAAUAUGUCCAAGAAAAGGGGCAGGUAGGUUGAACACCUGUUAUUGGUUAUUUCACUGAUAUUUGAGUACUGUUUUGGGUAUUUCUAUUGUGUUAUUGACUGUACGUUUGGUUUAUCCCAUAUGUAACUCUGUGUUGUUGUUUUUAUCGCACUGCUUUGCUUUAUCUUGGCCAGGUCGCAGUUGUAAAUGAGAACUUGUUCUCAACUGGCUUACCUGGUUAAAUACAGGUGAAAUACAGGGAUGUAGCUCAGUUGGUAGAGCAUGGCGUUUGCAACGCCAGGGUUGUGGGUUCGAUUCCCACGGGGGGCCAGUAUGAAAAUAAAAUAAAAAAAUUAUGUAUGUACUCACUAACUGUAAGUCGCUCUGGAUAAGAGCGUCUGCUAAAUGACUAAAAUGUAAAUGUAAAAUAAAAAUAAAAAAUUGUUUUUUCCUGUUUUGCUUGAACCUAAACCUUAUUCAAAAAAAAAAAAAAACUUAUUUUACACCUAUAUUCUUCCCUCAGAAAGCGUAGCAGCGGCGAGCUGAGUGAGAGUUCGGGUUUGUCUCUGUCGUCGACCCCAGACCCCAACAACCUGCUGGGUCUGCGGAUUGAGCACAACUGGAGGGAGAAGGGCAACCUGACCAAGUGGAAAGGCACAGUGCUGGAGCGCCUCACCGUCAACACCUCCCUGUACAUGGUCAAAUACGACGGCUUCGACUGCGUCUAUGGCAUCGAGCUGUUCAAAGACGAGCGGGUGUCCAACCUGCAGGUUUUAACAGAGAAAGUCGGUGGGUUCACCUACUAUUUGAGUAUGUUGAAGCUUUGAUUUAAGCACAUUGGUAUUGAGAGAAGCAAUUCUCGACCUGGAAUGACCACCAGGUUUAUAGGCAAAGCAAAUACGUAGAAAACACAAAGAACUACAGUGUGUGCUGGUCUUUGUUCCAGGUCAGUAUGUACACAACAGAUUCAUCUUGUCAAGGCCCUUGAUGAUUAGUAUCAUCGUAAAUAAAAGCCUGCAUGCCAUUAUCCCCCUUGCUCUCCUUAUCCCUAGGUUAAUGACCUACCAUUUCAUUAUCUUGUGACCUUUCCCAGGCAUUGCUAAUUGUAAUCUCAUGUACAGCAAACCACAAGAUAAAGGUGUUGUCAACUCGGUGUCAAUGUGGAAGAAUUGUAAAGGAUUGGACCUAUCCAUUCCAUUCAGAUCUAAAGGACCCAGGGCUGUUUGUUUCCCCAUUGAACCUCUGACCCCCAAACUACACAAAAAGAGCAAUGCCAUUUCUCUCUGCCUAAGUUAAAUAACUAUUUUAGUAGCCUGGUGGAACCAGCCUGGUCUCGUGAUAGGUCACGUUCUGUUUAAUCUGAAACCAAAAGUGAGCGCAGCGUUCCGUAUGCUUGACCAGGCUUCCUUCUCUUUACCGCCAUAGUAAACAACAAGAUCAAGGUGCCGCGCGAUGCGCCGGAGCUGGUGGGCAAGGCUGUGGAGCACCUGUUUGAGAAGGAGGACGGGGAGAAGAACGAGUGGAGGGGCAUGGUGCUGUCUCGCGCCCCCAUCAUGACCAACUGGUACUACAUCACCUACGAGAAGGACCCUGUGCUCUACAUGUACCAGCUCUGGGACGACUAUAAGGACGGAGACCUCCGCAUUCUACCUGAAGCUGGUGAGAAAGACCUUUAUUUACUUCAUAUAAUUACCUUAACCCUUAAAAGAUGACGCAACAGAGGGUCUGAUACAAAUCACAGGUCUGUUGGAUUGGUUAGUGCUGAUCUAAGGGAAACCUAGUUUAACAUAGUAAAGGGAGUGGUUGUUAGUUUGAUUUAUCUAACAGAUAUCAUAUCUGUUGAAAUAGGGACACACAGCACAGCAUGUGGUUGGCCAGGGAGGGAGACAAUUCUACAGUACUAUGACAACCUGAGGAUGAAGUAAUUGUUGUAAAGCUGAAUGAAAGGCAGGUUAGACAUGAGAAGCUAAGGAAAAUAUAUACACACGUCUGAUUAUGCUGGGCAGGUGCUGCUGGGGAUCAAAGUAUACAUCCAGAAAGACUACUCAAAAUCAGGUCAUGAAUGGCUGAAUGGCUUAUGAGGCUACUGGGUGAAAUGGUUGUAGUCUGUUGAGAGCAUGAGAACUGGGUGGCUAGCUGCUGAGUAGAUGACCUGAAAGAAGAGGAAGUAUUGGUUCUGGUAUGUGAAGUAAAACGGCAGACAGCAUAUGCAUAUCUUUUUUCCUCCUUUAUUUUUCUCUCGUUUCCCAGAGAACAAACACCUGCUGCCUGCGGACAGGAAGCCAGGCGAGGAGACAGAGAGCCUUGUGGGUAAGCAGGUGGAGUACGUCACUGAUAAGGGUGUGAAGAGGACGGGGCUGGUUAUCUACCAGGUUCCCGCCAAGCCCUCCGUCUACUACAUCAAAUACGACGACGACUUCCACAUCCACGUCUACGACCUGGUCAAAACCACCUAG